UCCCUGCCUUCCUGUCCGUCCUCGGCCGGGAGCUGCCCCCAUACACAGAUCAAGAAGGAAGCAGCUCCACCUGUUCUCUCUCUCUCUCUCUCUCUCUCUCUGUCCUCCAUUUUCACCUUUACUCUCUCUCUCUCUCUCCACACCGGAGAGAGAGCCAGAGGAGUGCGGCCGUGUUUUCCUUCUGCGUGGUUUUUAUUCACCCUCUCGACUCCCCCUGGGGAUCCGGGGUUGAAGGUGGUUUCGGGGGACUGGGUGAAACAGGAGCAGCAUGGGGUCUGACGAAUCCUACAACUUUGUCUUUAAAGUGGUGUUGAUCGGAGAGUCCGGCGUGGGAAAGAGCAACCUCCUGUCCCGCUUCACCAAGAACGAGUUCAGCCACGACAGCCGCACCACCAUCGGCGUGGAGUUCAGCACACGGACCGUUCAGAUGGACAACUUCACCAUCAAGGCUCAGAUCUGGGACACGGCGGGGCUGGAGCGCUACAGGGCCAUCACCUCAGCGUACUACAGGGGAGCCGUCGGGGCGCUGCUGGUCUACGACAUCAGCAAACACCUGACCUACGAAAGCGCGGAGCGGUGGCUCAAAGAGCUGUACGACCACGCAGACCCUCACAUCGUCGUCAUGCUGGUGGGGAACAAGAGCGACCUGGAGCCCAGCAGGACGGUGCCCACCGACGAGGCCAGAGACUUCGCAGAAAAGAAAGGCCUUAUGUUUAUGGAGACAUCGGCCCUUGAUUCCACCAACGUUGAAGCUGCUUUCAAUGAAGUUCUCUCAGAGAUCCAUAGGAAGGUGGCCAGCAAGGAGGUGACGCGCGGCUCCAUCUCGGCCGUGACCCUGUCCAGCCCCAUCAGGCCGUCCGGCGACACGCAGGAGGAGCGGAAAGGCUGCUGCAGCCGCUCCUAACCGGCCGCCGCGCCCGCCAACACUGCGCUCGACUGUCUUUCACAGGAUGUGAAGAGCAGGACACCUGGUCCACAUGUGACCACAUGGUGUUCAGACCUCAGGAAAUAUAAAAGCCGUACGUUCCAUGACUCACUGAUUCACUGCCACAAAAAAACAAUCUAAAUUUCAUACAAAAAAAAACCCCACAGCCUCCAAACGGUAUUGCUGCAGUUGUGUUGUUUCUUUAUACUCCUGUUGUUGAUGCUUUGUAAAAUUUUUGUUGGUUUUAUAAAGGAAUGCGCACGGAUGUACUUGGAAUAAAUUAUUUAUGCUCA
Messenger RNA from Salarias fasciatus (jewelled blenny), 1218 nucleotides. RefSeq names its product ras-related protein Rab-25-like. NCBI's taxonomy places the organism in Eukaryota, Metazoa, Chordata, Actinopteri, Blenniiformes, Blenniidae. The record is from RefSeq and is a predicted model, not a curated record. Bases 269 to 904 code for a protein of 211 amino acids. Gene Ontology annotation, molecular function: GTPase activity; GTP binding. The transcript has 5 exons.